AUGGAAAAAUACUCGGCGUCAAAGCUUAGGACACUGCACCACUGGUCCUCACCUCUUUCAUCGAGGCGGAGAUGCGUGCGUGUUGCUCUUGUUGUGACCCUCUUGAUAGUGCUGGUCUUGUUCGCGCUGCUUCCGCCCAAGCACAGGGAGAGCGCUUCACUGAUGAAUGCUGCCGCUGCGGUUCCUCCUCUGCCUCCUCGUGCGAGGAUACACAUCUAUGAGCCGAUUUCGUCGAUGCAGUCGCUGAGCGACGUUCUCGCUCACCGCGCCGACGUGCGAAAUGCACUCGAAAGUAUCUACGUGAUUCGCACCGAAACCGCGCUGUUGUCUGUUCCGCCCACCUUCCGUGAAAAGGCGGCGGCGAUGUUCUCUGCCUACGGUGGAACGCACGAGGAGCUAAUGCGUGCCUUGGAGGAGCAGCGCGUAGUUGAGGUGUGGAACCGCAUUACCGGUGAGAAUGCUCUGUUCAACAGCAUCCGCAAAUUCAGGCCGGGCGGUGGCAGCAGCGGCGGCGACGCGGCGGAGCAGGAGGCGGUGGCGAAGUCGUACACAGAGGGCAGCGGCGUGGCGACAUGUGACUUCUGCAGCAUGAACCACACGGCGGAGGAUGUUUUUGGACGAAUUGUGGGCAAACACUCGUUCACAGCAGCCAACAUCGCCAAGCUUAGUCGCUGGCACAGCCUCAUCAUCACUGACGUGCAUGAUCCUUUGGCCUAUAAUGAGGAUGUCAUCGCUGACAUCAUCGAUGUGUCGCACAAAUGGUUUAAGAGGGCUCACCACGAAGACUCCCUCCACACAUAUCCUAACAUUAUCUGCGAUAUUGGCAAAAGGGCGUCAGCCUCACAGGUGCACCUACAUCUACAGGUAGCGUUAACGAGAGAUCACUACUUCUCUGGCAUUGAUCAGCUCCAGCGCGCGGCAGCACGAUUCUCAAAGCUUAAAUAUUAUAGCUACUGGGACGAGGUCGUCCGCCUACACGACAUGAUUGGCUUGUCUGUUCGAGUUGGCGACAAUGUGGUGCUCUCGAAUGUGUGCCCUCGCAAAGAAAAGGAGCUUUUAGUUAUCAGCAGAGACCCGGAGGACCCUUCAUUUGCCCGCGCUGUUGCUGUUGCGCUGAUGGCACUCCGCGAUGCCGCUGGUGUGCGGAGCAUGAGCUUUGCUGUUUCGUACCCUCCGCUGAAUGCGUCGGGUAACUACAACAAAGGGGAGAUGCCGGCGAUUUUUCGCGUGAUUGACAGAGGUAGUGCGCUGGAUCCGCGUGGUGACACAGGUGCACUUGAGUACUUUGGAAGCACAUACGUUGCUGCAGACCCGUACGCAAUUAUUCCUCACCUAGUCCUCACAAAGAAGCGUCUUUUCAAACAAACGAAGUUGUAA
This is a messenger RNA of Trypanosoma grayi, 1377 nucleotides long. RefSeq lists its product as hypothetical. The record is from RefSeq and is a predicted model, not a curated record. NCBI's taxonomy places the organism in Eukaryota, Euglenozoa, Kinetoplastea, Trypanosomatida, Trypanosomatidae. Bases 1 to 1377 code for a protein of 458 amino acids. The transcript has a single exon.